Messenger RNA from Alligator sinensis (Chinese alligator), 3813 nucleotides. It is a transcript of the gene COL13A1, whose product is annotated as collagen type XIII alpha 1 chain. Lineage: Eukaryota; Metazoa; Chordata; Crocodylia; Alligatoridae. The transcript has 41 exons. The record is from RefSeq and is a predicted model, not a curated record. The coding region runs from base 532 to 2811 and encodes 759 amino acids.
AGUAAGAGAGAGAGAGAGAGAGAGGUGGAGGGGGAGAGGGAAAGCAGAGGAGGGUACUUUGGGAAGCAGUGCAGCCUGCUCAUCUGAUCCCUGUAGUUCAGAGAGAGUGUGUCAUGUUACAGAGAAGCCAGGAUCAGCCGCAGUGCAACUCCACAGAAGUUGAGAAUCACCUCUCUCUAAUGGGGACUUUCAUGUGCAAUCUCUACACCGCUCUGCUAAGGAACUGAAGCUGAUAAACCUAGAGGGAGAGGAAAAAGGACUACAAGCAGCUGAAAAGACUGAAAGACAAAAACUGAGCAGACUAUUUUUCCCCAAAGCUUUUCUGGAGCUGGAUCCUUUUUUAAAAUAACUUUUUCCCCCAUUUAUUCAUACAAUUUUCUUCUUGUUGCUGUAAUAACUAUUGGCAUUUUGUGGCAUUGGGAUUCCCUGGAACGCUGCUCUGCCAUGCAUUUUGGAUUGUGUUUCUCGGAGUAGGAUUGAGACUUUAUUUAUUCUAUUUAUUUAUUUAUUGUUUCUCAGGACAGGGCGGGAAUGUUGGAGGAAAAGGGCUGGAAAGGUGCUAGCCAGAGUGCCUUUGACAGGGGAUGUGUUGCUCUCCACAGGACAGGGGAUGGGGAAAGAUGCUGUAGACUUCCUCUACUGCUGGGCUUUGGGCUUCCUGGGGCGUCUUUGCUUUCUCUGGUGCUGAGCCUCCUGCUAUACUUUAGGACAUCAGACCUGCAAUCCAGGGUUUCUCAUUUGGAAGCAGACAGAUCCUCUCAGCUCCCUGCCUGGCUCUCUGCAGACCAAAUGGAGACAGCUAUUUUGGGAAGAGUUGACCAACUGCUUGAGGAGAAGUUAAAGUUCAGCUUGCCAAGACAUCGAGAAGUUCGAGAAACCCACCAGAGAUGUAACUGCCCAGCAGGUCCACCUGGCCCUACAGGAAGACCAGGGCUUCCGGGAGACAAAGGCACCAUGGGAAUCCCUGGACGACGGGGACUAAAAGGGCAGCCUGGAGAAAAGGGAGCUCCAGGAGAAGCAGGCAUGUCCAUCAUUGGGCCCCGAGGGCCUCCUGGACAGCCUGGAACAAGAGGUUUUCCUGGAUUUCCGGGCCCUAUUGGUUUGGAUGGCAAGCCAGGCCAUCCUGGACAGAAAGGGGAGAUGGGUGCAGCUGGUCCUAAGGGGCAGCCGGGACCUCCAGGACAAAAAGGAGAGAAGGGUCAAUGUGCUGAGUACCCACACAGGGAAUACCUAAGUACUACACUUGCAGCUCUACGCUCUAAUCAGAUCCUUACACUGAAGGGUGAACAAGGACAGGCAGGGAUCCAGGGCCCGCCAGGGCCACCUGGUCCACCAGGGCCAACAGGACCAGCUGGACCAGCAGGACAUUCAGGACAACCUGGGCCAAGUGGGCCACCUGGCAGAGCAGGGGAGCCUGGGAAGCCUGGCAAGGAUGGGAAGGGCAUACCUGGACCCCCUGGACCAAAGGGAGACACAGGAAUUCAAGGCUACUCUGGAAGGAAGGGUGAGGUAGGCGAGGCAGGCCUACCAGGUGCACCUGGCCUUCCCGGACCUGUUGGCCCCAAGGGUGAAAAGGGGGACACUGGCAUGAAGGGAGAGAAAGGAAAAGCUGGUGAUCCUGGCCUGCCUGGGCUCCUCGGGCUAAAGGGAGAGAAGGGAGAUGCUGGUAAUGUGCUCGGGGGAGGUAAAGGAGAACCUGGACUCCCAGGAUUACCUGGGGCCCCAGGACUAAAGGGAGAAGCUGGUGACAUUGGCCAGCCUGGACGGCAGGGAGAAAAGGGAGAACCCGGUGCACCUGGAGAUCAUGGACCUGUUGGUCCAAGGGGUCCCAAAGGAGAACCAGGAAAGGAUGAAAUGGUGGAUUAUGAUGGUAACAUCAAUGAUGCUCUACAGGAAAUACGAACUUUGGCCCUGAUGGGACCUCCUGGACUUCCAGGAGCAGCUGGACCCCCAGGGUCACCAGGACAAAAGGGUGAAAUUGGCUUGCCAGGGCCUCCUGGGCAUGAUGGAGAAAAGGGCCCACGAGGUAAACCAGGAGAAAUGGGGCCUCUUGGUCCCCAAGGGCCCUCAGGAAAGGAUGGACCUCCAGGAGUAAAGGGAGAACCUGGACUUAUGGGGACUCCAGGACUGAAAGGAGACAAAGGGGAGGCAGGACAAGCUGGCUCACCGGGUCUCGAUGGCCCAACCGGGGAGAAAGGAGAACAAGGUGACCAAGGGAUACCAGGAUCUUCUGGAUUACCGGGUCCAAUUGGACUUCCAGGACUUACAGGAGAGAAGGGAGAACCUGGAGAACGUGGAGAAAAAGGAAACCCAGGGGAGUCAGUAUCUGGGCCACCUGGGCCCCAAGGUCCACCUGGUGCUUCAGGUCCUCAAGGCCUUCCAGGACCGAAGGGGGAAGCAGGGAUUGAUGGAAUGAAAGGAGAGAAGGGUGUCCAGGGUGAAAAAGGAGACCGAGGUCCACUGGGAUUACCCGGUGCCUCAGGUUUAGACGGCAGGCCUGGACCACCGGGUACUCCAGGACCAAUUGGAGUUCCAGGACCAGCAGGACCAAAAGGGGAAAGGGGAAGUAAAGGAGACUCUGGAAUUGCAGGACCAAUGGGACCAGCUGGGCUUCCUGGUUUACCAGGCCCACCUGGUGACAAAGGAAACCGGGGGGAGAGGGGCAAGAAAGGCUCUAGAGGGUCUAAAGGGGAUAAGGGAGACCAAGGAGCGCCUGGAUUAGAUGCACCCUGUCCAUUGGGGGAAGAUGGCUUGCCAGUUCAGGGAUGUUGGAAUAAGGGUCAAACUCCUUGGCUGAUAGCCAAAAAGUGAGACAAGUAACAGGCUGGAGAAGCUUGGGGAAUAACUACGACAAUGAAAGGAGAGCACCCUGCCUAAAGAUUUGCUGAAGAUAUUUUGCAAGUUGCCUCGCUGGAGCAUGGGAGAAUUCUUCAGUUGCACGCACCAGUUUUGUGCCAAGAUGACGUGCUUGGUGUGGCUGCAGGAGAUGGGUAUGCCAAUCAUUUUGGCUUUGUGUUUUGCCCUCUCUUUCCAGAGGUCAGCAGUAAAGCUCAAAAAUAACACCUUUUUGUCAGUUUCACUAAUUGUAUUUUUGUCAUUGGACUCUUCACAUGAAGAUUUGGGCUGGUUUUCCAGCCAAUAUGUAAAGUAAGUGUAAGAUGUAGCCAAAAUUUUUUAUUGGAGUCUCUCAAUACAAGAAGGAAACUUUUUGUCUGGAACAAUCAUCUUUAAAAAAAUCGCCUAUAUCCAUUUUGGAGAGAGGCUUCAAGAGGACAUGCUAAAAGCUUUGCUACCUUUUCUGGUUACCAGAUGACAAACUUCCAUCUGUUACCUUUGAUGAUUCCAUCUUUAACCCUUUCACAACCUUUGAUCGCCUGCCUAAACUAUAAAUUAAUGAAUCUUAAAAAAAAGUGAUAUCAAACUUAAAGGUCACAUAAUAUCUUUCUCAUGUAAAACCUCUAACAUGUGAAGGAAUCCUGGUUUCACUGAGAAGGUUUGGCAUUCUGUGGUUCUAUUGUAAUUUCAGCCUUUCAUUCUAUAAAUUGGCAGAAUUAGUCAUCAUUAGGAAAAACAAGUUGAUUCAGGUGAUAGGCCAGUAAUCCACGUUAGGGUUUAGUUGAGAGAGGCCUAUUUUCAUAGUCAAAGUGAUUUAUUUUGAAAUUGAAGCAAAUACCAAAAAGCAGAUACCUCAUCUCUGCCACUUCACCUGGAACAACCAUGACUAAAUUACUGGCGCUUUUUUAUCAGUAUCUGAGGGCUUCUCGAUACAGAAAUAUCCACUUAGAUUAAGAUAAAGUUUAUGUUUAAAGUGAA